Guillardia theta CCMP2712 is the source of this 423-nucleotide messenger RNA. RefSeq lists its product as hypothetical. The coding region runs from base 1 to 423 and encodes 140 amino acids. The record is from RefSeq and is a predicted model, not a curated record. Gene Ontology annotation, molecular function: protein binding. The transcript has 6 exons. NCBI's taxonomy places the organism in Eukaryota, Cryptophyceae, Pyrenomonadales, Geminigeraceae.
AUGGGGGCCGAGGCAUGCAAGCCGAUGACAGCUUGCUGCGACAGCAGAACCCCUUACGAGAGCAGCUUCAUCCCAACAACCGCGCUCCACUCGUCGGCGUACCGAGGUUCAUUGCCGGGCAUCAAGUUCGAGCUGGACAAGGGGGUAGACGUGGACAUGGUCGAUGAGAGGGGUCUGACAGCUCUGCAUUUCGCCGCGAAAGAAGGUCACCUCGAUGCUGUCACUGAGCUGAUCAAGAACGGAGCCACAACAUCCAUCAGAGCCAAGGGCUUGAUGAACAUGACUGCUCAGGAGGUCGAUGCCGUGGAGCAGUGGUUUGGACCCACUGGACUUGCUGGCAAACUUCCAGAGCACAACCCCACGAAUUUCCACGAGCUCCCGGCGGGAACCUGUCUAGAACACUUGCUUCACGCUUCGCCCUGA